UUUGUACUUUUUCCCAUUCAAUAUCCAAAAAUUUGGAGUAUGCAUAAGAUAGCUGAAAGUACUUUCUGGAUGACAGAAGACAUACCACUUGAUGGAGACCUUCUUCACUGGAAACAGCACUUAAAUGACCUGCAAUGUUUCUUCAUAAUUUGCAGGCUCACAUUUCUUGCUAGAUCAAAUGACAUUGUCAAUCCUGAACCUGCAAAGCAAUUCUGCUGCAAAGUACAAAUCAUGGAAGCACUCAGCUUCUAUGGCUUUCCAACAAUGAUUCAGAACAUUCACUCCAAAACUUACUCUCUCCUUAUCAAAACC
Messenger RNA from Pisolithus orientalis, 312 nucleotides. RefSeq names its product ribonucleotide reductase small subunit. The transcript has 2 exons. The annotation marks the transcript as partial. Gene Ontology annotation, molecular function: oxidoreductase activity. NCBI's taxonomy places the organism in Eukaryota, Fungi, Basidiomycota, Agaricomycetes, Boletales, Pisolithaceae. Gene Ontology annotation, biological process: deoxyribonucleotide biosynthetic process. The record is from RefSeq and is a predicted model, not a curated record.